Messenger RNA from Suillus subalutaceus, 1194 nucleotides. RefSeq lists its product as uncharacterized. Bases 1 to 1194 code for a protein of 397 amino acids. Lineage: Eukaryota; Fungi; Basidiomycota; Agaricomycetes; Boletales; Suillaceae. The transcript has 5 exons. The record is from RefSeq and is a predicted model, not a curated record.
AUGGCACGACACAGUAACCAGCAGCCUCAACCUCCACAAGUCCCUGUCCCUCUAGGAACGGUGCCGAUUCCUGGACUACCGGAUAUGCAAGCCCUUCAAUCGCUCUUGGCAGCCUUGGGACCAAAUGCGAUGGCUAUUCUUAGCUCGAUGCAGGGUGGAAUUCCAAUGCACCACAUACCUCAACAUGCCCCACAGCCUUUACUAGCAGCUCUCCCACCUCCGGCUCCUGUUAUCGACCCACAACCCCGAGCUGAACUACCACUGAAUGCGCUCAACCACGUCCUUCAACGGCUUGAGACCAUUGAGAAGUCGCUCAAGCGCCCACAACAUGAUGAAGACAACAAUGCCGAUGAUGAAGGAGACGACCGUAUCCGUGUUGCGAUUUACAACCUCACUGGUAUCAUUGCCUCCGAUAUCGGGAAGCCAAAGGACUCGGAUGACAAAGAUUCUUCUGACGACAAGGAUGAGACCCGAGAUGACAGACUGCUGAUGUUUGAUUUCCGAGCAGAUGUCAGUGCCCCACAGAAUAGCAAUAUAUGCGAGAUAGCUGCAGAAAUUGUAUGGAUGGAGCAACAGGCUAACAAAGAAUCUUUCAACUUGAUGCACAAGGACAUCAACUUCAACAAGGCCAAUAUUCUCAUGUUCACAAAGGAUAAGUUCAGGAACUACAAAUGCAAGUAUGAUGAACGCACACAUGUAGAAAAGGGUAAGACAUGCCAGAUGAAUGAGGGUCGUUUGAAGGCCAUCAAACUGUUCAAGAAGUGCAAUGAUGGACAGGAUCCUUCCCUGCUCAUGGAGACCGACUUCAUGUCAGAGGAAGUCUCGCAGUUGGACACGGACGAUGAUUUUAACUCUGUCAUGGACAAACUCGAUCAGAUACGGGCCGAGCAGCGGAAGAAAGCAGGAAACAAAGCGACUUGUACCAGAUGCAUCAACCUCAACAACAAGAAUACAGCACCCCCUCAGCAGCCCAUCUUCCCUUUCAUGCUCAACAUGGACUGGUACAAGGCCUAUGUUGACGACAACCCUGGCAUGAAAGUAGUCGUACUCAAGAAAGAUCCCAUUGGGUUUGGCCUAGUAGAUGAGCCGAAUGAGACAGCUGAUGACUCAGGAGCAAAAACCACAGACACGAUGGAUGUGAACGGUGAUGGCACUGAUGGGGAAGAUGAAACUGCUGAGGAUGCACGACUCUAG